Messenger RNA from Haliaeetus leucocephalus (bald eagle), 2124 nucleotides. RefSeq names its product DDHD domain containing 2 (gene DDHD2). NCBI's taxonomy places the organism in Eukaryota, Metazoa, Chordata, Aves, Accipitriformes, Accipitridae. The transcript has 16 exons. Gene Ontology annotation, molecular function: triacylglycerol lipase activity; metal ion binding; protein binding. The coding region runs from base 1 to 2124 and encodes 707 amino acids. The record is from RefSeq and is a predicted model, not a curated record. Gene Ontology annotation, cellular component: COPII-coated ER to Golgi transport vesicle.
AUGUCUGCUCGGGAGCAGCAGCAGGCGCAGCCCCCCCUGGCCGCCCCCCCGGAGGCUGGAGAGCUGGACGCCGGCAACAGAUACGAAGCGGUUGUUCCCCACUGGUUUUACUGCAAGGUCACGGACUCCAGAGAGCGCUGGGUCCCUUUCAGCACGCAGGAUUCGGAGAGGCUGGAAGAGGCUCACGGCUCAGGGAGAGACAAUGAAGACCUGGUUGUCCCAACAUCGGGGGGUAGGUAUGACGUGCAUCUGAAGAAGAGGCAGCGCGUUGCAGUGUACUGGGAGGAGGAGGUAUCUGAAGUGCGUCGCUGCACCUGGUUUUACAAGGGAGACAAGGACAAUAAGUAUAUUCCGUACUCGGAGACCUUCAGCAAAGAACUGGAGGAAGCUUACAUGAUUGCUGUGACCCUGGAUGAGUGGAAGAAGAAACUGGAGUCCCCUAGCAGAGAAAUCAUUAUCUUGCACAACCCAAAGCUGAUGGUGCACUACCAUCCAGUUGCCACCUCCGAUGACUGGGGCUCAACUCCUACGGAACAAGGUCGGCCUCGGACUGUGAAGAGAGGAGUAGAAAACAUCGCUGUCGAGAUCCCCAAUGGAGAGCCACUGCAAAUUGAUCACCUGGUUUUCGUGGUGCACGGGAUCGGCCCAGCUUGCGACAUUCGGUUCAGGAGCAUCGUCCAGUGUGUGAAUGACUUCAGGAAUGUUUCCCUGAGCAUGCUGCAAGCACACUUCAAGAAAGCCCAGGAGCAGCAGCAGAUCGGCCGGGUGGAGUUCCUACCUGUGAACUGGCACAGCUCCCUCCACUCCACCGGGGUGGAUGUUGACCUGGAGCGAAUCACUUUGCCGAGCAUCAACCGCCUGCGUCACUUCAUCAACGACACCAUCCUGGACGUUUUCUUUUACAACAGCUCCACCUAUUGCCAGACCAUCGUGGACACGGUGGCAUCCGAAAUGAACCGCCUGUACCAGCUCUUCCUGACGAGGAACCCACUCUUCAAAGGGGGGGUCUCCAUUGCGGGGCACAGCUUGGGGUCACUCAUUUUGUUUGACCUCCUGACGAACCAGAAGGCUGCUCCCGAGGAGGAUGAGAACAAAGAAGAGGGGUCCAGGACAACCUCAAGCAACAGGGGUAUUGAGGAAGUAAGAGAAAUCCUGAAGAAGCUGGAGCUGUCUGAAUAUUGUGAAGUUUUUGAGAAAGAAAAAAUGGACAGGCAAGCACUGUUCUUGUGCACAGAGAAAAACCUUAAAGAAAUGGGAAUUCCCUUAGGACCAAGAAUGAAGAUACUCCAUUACAUCAGCUCCAAAGAGGAGAUGCAGGACCAGAGCACAGCAGCUCCUGGACACAGCAGGGAACAUGUUGCCGAGCCUGGGUCCCCAUCACAGCAUGACCCGGACAGCACAGACGAUGCCAGGAAUUGCCAAUACCGAGACGUUGGCUUAGGACAGGUCUCGGCAAACUAUCCUCAGCUAAACUACAAGCCCACCAUCUUCUUUGCUUUUGGGUCUCCCAUUGGGAUGUUUCUCACGGUGCGAGGAGUGAAGCGGAUUAACCCAAACUACAGCCUGCCCACCUGCAAAGGCUUCUUCAACAUCUUCCACCCCUUUGACCCAGUGGCAUACAGGAUCGAGCCCAUGAUUGUCCCAGAUUUGGAGUUUGAGCCCAUGCUGCUGCCUCACCACAAGGGCAGGAAGAGAAUGCACCUAGAGCUGAAAGAAGGGCUGACUCGCAUGAGCGUGGACCUGAAGAACAACUUGCUGGGGUCCCUGCGGGUAGCCUGGCAGUCCUUCACUCGAGCCCCGCUGCCAGCUGUGGAGGCGGCGAGUACCGACGCCGAAGCAGAGGCAGAGGCCAGCGUGGAGAAGCAGCCAGACACAAAGCCAGACGAGACCCCCCCAGCAGUGAAGGAAGAGGCCCCCCUCAUUAAUGUGGGGAGGCUGAAUGGAGGGAAUCGCAUAGACUACGUGCUGCAGGAGAAGCCAAUAGAGAGCUUUAACGAGUAUUUAUUUGCACUACAAGGGCAUCUCUGCUAUUGGGAGUCAGAAGACACCGUUCUGCUGGUUCUAAAGGAGAUCUACCAGACACAAGGCAUUACACUGGAUCAACCUUUGCCAGGAAGCCAGUGA